This is a messenger RNA of Syngnathus acus (greater pipefish), 2856 nucleotides long. RefSeq names its product chromobox homolog 2 (Drosophila Pc class) (gene cbx2). NCBI's taxonomy places the organism in Eukaryota, Metazoa, Chordata, Actinopteri, Syngnathiformes, Syngnathidae. The transcript is spliced from 5 exons. Bases 64 to 1464 code for a protein of 466 amino acids. Gene Ontology annotation, biological process: negative regulation of transcription by RNA polymerase II. Gene Ontology annotation, cellular component: PRC1 complex; heterochromatin. The record is from RefSeq and is a predicted model, not a curated record.
CCUGCGUCGGACUGGGCAGUGUUGCUUUUGCAGGGAUUGUUAUUGUGAUCGUGCGGGUCCACCAUGGAGGAGCUGAGCGCCGUCGGCGAGCAGGUUUUCGACGCCGAAUGCAUCCUCAACAAAAGACUGCGAAAGGGAAAGUUGGAGUUUCUGGUCAAGUGGCGAGGGUGGUCGUCCAAACACAACAGCUGGGAGCCCCAAGAGAACAUUCUUGAUCCCAGACUUCUGGCGGCCUUCAACAAAAAGGAACAAGAGAAGGAGUUUCUCAUACGGAAUCGCGGUAAAAGGCCGAGAGGACGACCGCGAAAAAUUCCCAAGAAUGUUCCGGAGGCCGGAAAGUCCAACAGCUCUUCCUCGGGUUCCUCAUCCUCAUCGUCCGAUUCCUCGUCUUCAUGCUCCUCCUCAUCCUCCUCCUCCUCGGACGACGAGGACGAGGAACGGCGAGCGCGCGCCGGGAUCCCGACCCGAGAGCUCCACCCCAAUCCCGUCCCCCAGAAGAAAGCGCAAAUCGUGGUGGCCAAGCAGGAACCGCCCAAAAAACGCGGUCGCAAAUCUCUGAGCAAAGGCUUUCGGAAAAGCCUCAAGAAGGAUUCCGAGCUUCCUGGCGCCAUCAAGAAGCCGGUUCACCUGGCCAGCUUCGCCUUCAUGGGCUUCAACCGGGGUUCCCCGGCCCACGGGGGGACCUCCAGAAACUCCUUGAGCUCACCCGGAUCCGGCAGAUCGAUCCCAACUUCUCCCGUCCCGCUGAUGAAAUCCAGCCCGGGCAGGAGCGUCACAGAAGGGAAAGUGCCCACCCCAAGGCUGGAUCCGUUCAAACCCAGAGGGGUGGAGUCCUUCACCUUGAACGCGUCCAAACAUCACGUACCGGGAUCGCCCCAGCGUAGCACCAACUCCCCCAGUCUCCAAAAGGCUCACGUGCUCCAGAGAAUUAGCAAUGCCAAAGCCAUGGCGGUCCAAGCGGCAAAGAACAUCACCACCACCAAUCAGCCUCUCAACCUUCUCAACAAAGUCACGCAAGGCAACAAAUCACCAGGUUCUGGCCUAGGUUCCGCUUUGAGAAACAGCCCACACCCUGCCCGCAAAAGCAACCAAAACCCGGAGUACAAAACCCCGCAGAGUCCCGCUUCCCCGGGAGGAACCCGCAAGUCUGACUUGACGGAGAUCCAGACCUACAGGGGGAAGCUGGACAAAAACGAGCUCCAUAAAUCGGAGAACCACCUGGAAAGAGCGGCCUCCAAAGACGGCAAGAUGAGCACGGGCGAGGACGAGAGCAGCUCCGACUCCGACCGGGACUCGUCGGACGCCGGCCGGGAGCGCCUGGCGGCAGUCCACAACCAAGACUGGAAGCCCACCCGCAGUCUGAUAGAACACGUGUUUGUCACAGACGUCACCGCCAACCUGGUCACCGUCACGGUAAAGGAGUCGCCCACCAGCGUGGGAUUCUUCAGCAUCCGCAACUACUGACUGGACCGCAAACACUUCACCUGACCCUUGCAUCAUGAUUGUUGUAAUUUAUUGACUUUUUUUUUUUGUACUACAAAAGUGCUUUUCAUCAGAAUCCACGGUAGCCCAGUUCAAAAUCCAAGGGCCAAGGCUAUCAAAAGCCACAACCACAGAAAGUUGCCUUGAAACCACUGGGAGGUUGGAAAUGUCUCACUCGGAGCUUACAGGGUCCCACCUCCAAACUACAAAAAACAUUUUUGGAUUUGACCGCCAGCAGCAUUAAGCAUCGGAAAUAUCUCGCUCUGAGUUUACAGGGUCACACCUUAAAAAGUUUCCAGCCAAAUAAUAAUAAAUAAAAAAAAACACUUAGAUCAAAUUUGAUUAUCUUCAGUCUGGAUACACACUAGCUCGCACCAAAUUUUGAGGACCAACGUUCGUGGAUGUUCUGAGCGACUGCGUCGCUUUGUUUUUGGUUGCUCUCAAUCAAUAGUUGACGUUGUGGAAUUAUUUAGUAAGACGCCAUCUAGAGUGUAUUUUUAUAUUAGCUACCUCGGUUUUAACUAAUUGCUGCAUACGAUUUUUCAUUCCAGGGUGAACUCGCCUUUUUGUUUUCUGUUGGUUGUCAGUUGAUUAGGGCAAGGUGAAGCAUGCUGAGAGACAGACAGCGUGUCUGUCCUUUCUCUGAUAACACUUAUUCAGCAGAAAUUGCAGCAGCCAGGUCCCGGCCCCCGGGGGAGGAGGGGGGGCUCGGUUUGGAGCCGGCGGACAAUAAAGCACCAGAUGUCUCUGGAGCCACUUGGGUUGUUUCUCUUUGUUUUGUGGCAGCUGCUGACGUCUCUUUGGGAUUUUUUUUUUUUUUCUUGGUGUGACGUAAGAGCAAACAAUGCCAGGCCGCCAAGAGAGGUUCUGGCGGCCAGCGCGCGUUUUCACUCAAGUCUUCACACUAAUCCGGCAACCGAGCUGCCGUUUUGUGAACGGGGCAAGAUGAUUCCGACCAGUCCGGACAUGAUUGAACGGACAAAUACAGAAAGUUCAUCUCAGAGUUGCGGCAAAAACAAUGGUGCCCAUGGGAACAAAUGUCUUUUUUCGUUGUUUCGAAGAUGCUAGAGAAAAGUUUUAUGUGCAUUUAGAGCAACUAAACAAAUGUGAAUUUCAAAGGAGUAUCAGGGCCACCCUUUUUUUUUUUUCCAGAUAAAAUUAAACUUGAUUCUUGCGCUUUAAAAACACAUUCUCAUAAUGUUUCAAACUUUUUGGGAUAAAAUUUGAUUUGAAUCUUUAAAUAACAAGUGGCCUUAAUAGUCCUUUGUAAGGUAUGACUUCUUGUCAUUUAGGAAAGUGUAUUUAUUGGAGGCCGAUCUUUAAUUCUUGUAUUGUUCAAUAAACGCUGUAGCCUCGUUGACAGCAUUCACUUUC